Messenger RNA from Funneliformis caledonium, 1408 nucleotides. The record is from the annotation of a GenBank genome assembly. NCBI's taxonomy places the organism in Eukaryota, Fungi, Glomeromycota, Glomeromycetes, Glomerales, Glomeraceae.
GAGUAUUCUGGGACAUGGUGGUCGAAACCAACAUCAAAAUGUUCACGUACAUUAUGAAUUAAAUCAACCGCAAGAUGUUUAUCAUACAUCCGAUAAUGAGAAAGGAGCCAUAAAAUACCAAAAUGUUGAUGAUGUGGAAGCUCCUAAAAAAAUUAACAAGCAAAGAAAUCAAAUUAUCACAAAAAGUCCCGUGAAAUGGUAUAGAAACACGAGAGCGGUUUUACAGAUGUUUAAAUCAAAUUUCUUAUUGAUUUUUCUCCCUCCCGCAAUCAUCAUGAAAAAAUUUGGUGUAAAUGAAAAUGUAUUAUUUUUCUUCAACUUUUUGGCUAUUAUCCCUAUGGCAAAAAUUAUGACCGUGGGCAUAAACGAUCUCUCCGCAAGAUUACAUCCGGCUUAUGGGGCAGUACUUCAUGCCUUUGCGGGAAAUUUUGUUGAACUGGUAAUUUCGUGUUAUGCCUUAAUGGACAAACAAUAUGCAAUUGUUCGUUCUUCCGUGCUUGGCGCCAUCUUGUGUAAUAUUUUGUUGAUCCUGGGUGUCGUAUUUUUGGCGGGAUCCUGGCCGAAAAAGGGAGAUCGCCGUCAGUCCAUGAAUGCGCAUUUAAAAACGCAACUUUUCGUUUCCACAAGUGCUUCAACACUCGCUCUUGCAGUUCUCGCCUUAGUAACACCGGCAGCAUUUAAAAUUGCCGCUCCAGCGGGCACAGGCAUUGAAUGUGAUUUACAAAACAUUAGUCAUGCUACUGCGAUUAUUCUACUAUUCGUGUAUGCCGGGUUAUUGGUCUUUCAAUUGAAAACACACGCUCAAGAUACCGUCGAUCCUGAACAUCACAAGCAUGAAGCACAAUAUUUCCUUGUAUUUGAUAUCUUUUUAAUCGUCGCUUCUAUUUCAGGUAUUACCGUGUGUGCUAGAUACUUGGUUACAAGUAUUGAACAUUUGGCACACAGUUUCCAUUUUGGUAACGGAUUUAUUGGAAUGGUACUUUUGCCCCUUUGUGUUGUUUCCAAUUUCAUGGAACAUUAUGACGCUAUUAAAGAAGCUUCGGAAGACAAGGUUGACACUGCCGUCAGUUUAAUUCUUAAUACAUCAGUUCAAAUUGCACUUUUGGUCACACCAGUCCUAGUACUUGUUGGAUGGAUGACAUCAAGACCUUUGACAUUAGAUUUUAACACUUUGGAAAUUUGUGUGUUGGCUUGUGCUGUGUUAAUUGUAAAUUAUCUAGUUGCGGAUGGUAAAGCAAAUUGGUUAGAAGGUUAUAUGCUUAUAGUUUCUUAUAUCAUUAUCGCGGUUGCAUUCUUCUAUUUCCCUAAUGUACCUGAACUUAAAGAAAACUUGAAAUGUAACCCUUGGAGUAGAAAUCUUCCACCGGAAUUAUUAGAAAUUUCUUCUUCUGAAGCGGCCGGACAUUAA